UCUUAUUAAUUCUUUAUCAUGUGUUUGUACUUGCAAUUAGUUAAAAAAUGUGUUAAAAUAUACAGUCAAAAGCAACAACUUUGUUGUCAAAGAUUUAAACUAUUUAAAAAGCUAACCAUGAGUGGUCCCGGCCCUUCAAAGUCAGCGAUAGAUAAUGCAACUGCAAGUAGCACUGCAAGUAACGUCAGUUCGAUUCCAAGCAUAAGCCAAGCGGAUUUUGUCAAUCCACAGCAGCAACAUGUCACUGACCAACCACUGGCAUAUAGCUAUCCGGCUCAGCCUGUGCAGUUCCAGGAUACCGUCAAUGUGGUCUACUCAAAUUCUUCUGAUAAUCGCAGCUACAUACCUGUAGAUUCGAUUACUAACAGCAUAAUUAAUUCUACUGGUACAGGUGAUAAUAUGGCAGUUAUAAUGAAAUCCACACCACAAAAACUUCAAUCUUUAUCUCCAGUUUCAACAGUGACGCUUACAGGACAGGUUUCUAAUGCAUCGGUUGCAACAAAUGUUAUUACAAUACCUAAACAAAUGGCACUGAGCGGUAUCACUUCUAUUAACUCUUCUCCAACAAUUAUGCCAACAAAUGUACCUUUGCUAAGUUUGAACACAUUACGGCCACAUACUGUGCAAGAUGGAAUGAAUAAAAAUGUGCAAAAAGUUUUAUUACCUGGAGUCAUUGGCAGUCGAGCUGUUACACCAGGGCUUACUUUACAAUCUCUUCAACAAGUACAAGGUGGUCAUAUAUUAUUGAAAACUGACUCUGGGCAUUACCAGUUACUGCGUGUAGCUUCCCCUGGUCAAGUAUCUGGCUUUACUUCAAAUACUGGAAAUUAUAAAAUUCAAAAUAUACCGCCAGCAGUUUCUGAAAGCAAAGUUUCUAUUGCUGGUUCACAUACUACUCCUGUUCAAGCAACAACCCAAUCACAAGCACAACAAAAAAUUCAAGAUACUACUAAAGAAAAAUGUCGCAAAUUCUUGGCCAAUUUAUUAGAUCUUUCGAGGAAAGAGUCAAAGGCCGUGGAAAAAAGUGUGCAUGUUUUAAUUCAAGAGUUAGUCGAUACUAAAGUAGAGCCAGAGCAAUUUUGUGUUAGGCUUGAAAAGCUUUUGAAUGCUUCACCACAACCGUGUCUUGUUGGUUUUUUAAAGAAAAGUUUGCCAUUUUUAAGACAAUCUCUCAUAAAUAAAGAGUUGGUGAUUCAUGGUAUAAAAACUCCAAAAAUUAAUGCUGUGACCCAAGCUACAGUUACAACUAAACAGCAAGUUAUGAAUACACAAAUGGUGAGCAAUGUUUUAAGUUCUGCUACAGUUCAACCAAGUUUGAGAAUGAUGGCUAAUCAUCCGACUUUAACACCAACAAGACCUAUCAGCUCCACUAAACAACAUAGGAUUAUCUCACAACGAGCAAGGGUUCAAACUCCAUUUGGUAUUACUUCCAUUAAUAAAAAAAUUGGGUCAAUUCGUAUUCCACCUCCAUUAGCUACCUCACAAACUGGUUUGUUGCCUUUACCCCUUACUACGGUUUCGCUACCACAACCAAAAAUAAGUAGUAGACAAAUGCUUCCUAAAGCCACACCUUUAAAGAAUGUUGCUGGAUCACAUAAACAGAUUAAAACCACUUCAACUACAACUAUGCAUUCAAAUAAAAUGCCCAUUGAUCAACCUUGCACACCUCUGACUCCAAAUGUAUUAACUCAACCAGCGACAAUUAACAAAGUUAAAAUAACAUCUGCUAAUGAAACACCUCUGGCCUCUUCUUCCAAACCUCCUUCAAAAGAAAAAAAACAAUUUGCAUCAACUUAUGUGCCUGAGGAUGAUUUUAAUGAUGUUGCUGCUAUGGGUGGAGUAAAUUUGGCAGAAGAAUCAUAUGGAAUAUUAGAAUCUGCUGAGUUUGUUGGAACUCAAAUUAGAUCAUGCAAAGAUAAAACACUUCUACCACAAAACUCUUUGACUGCAAAAAUUAAAAAUAUUGGGUGUUUCAAAAGGGUUCAUCUGAUUUCAAAAAAUCGAUGUCGCUUUUUUUCAAGUGACCUAUCAUUAUGUCAGAGCCAGCAUUGAACGGGUUAGCCAUUGACCAUAGGACAAGCCAGUAGUGUCAGGAAAGGGCAAAACCUUAUUCGCCAACACCGUAUUUUUAAUAUUUUGACGAAUCACGUUUCCGUACUUUUCCCUUUCCUACCAAAAAAAACAGUUAUAAUUCAAAUUAAUUGAUGAAUUACUUAAUAUAAUUUUACAUCAGUAGAUCGUGGAUUUAAAUGAAUCGUAUAGGAAUUAGUUUUCAGACAAAAUAAAUAAACUCGUGUACGAAAUUUUUUGCCUAUUAGUUAAAAAGGUUUAUUUAUAAAGUUUAAAAGGUAAAAUUCACAUCCACCUAACCUAAACUACUAGCAUCUGAAAAUAACUUCUCUCUUGAGAUAAUGAUGAAUAGGGUGAAUCCUCUCUUUCAGAUGGUUUGUCCGUCACAAAAUACGAUUUUAAGAUUUAUAGCCUACUGAAAUCGGAUGAAUCUUUUUGGGAGGCUUUAUAUUUAAUAGAUGUUUGGCUUUAAAAUAUGUGCAUUUUUUUUUUUGCAUGGAACUUGCUUGAAUCAUUUUAUUUUUUAUUUUAUACCACUUAAUAUUUCAAUAAUUUAUUCAAAUAUUUUAUUUUAUUUUACAUCAACGAACAUUUUCUUUAGAGAUUCUUCACGUGGAUAAUAUUAUUUGCAUGUACAUUUUUAACCUUGGAUAAACUUAUGUUGUUUGUCUAAAUUCGAUUUACCGGAAUAAUGUAAUAAAUAUAAUGACUGUACGAUAACCAGUCUUUAAUAAAUAUGUUUUGAGUAAAUCGCAAUAAAAGUUAUAAUAAAGAAGUACGAGAAAUGUGCCUAUGGAAAAAAAAUAACAUUACAGUCAAACCCUCACUUUGCGAAAAACCUUAAACGCUAAUAUUCAAAAAUUUAUUGAAAAGUGCUAACGACCAGUCAUUAAUUUCAUUACAUUAUCCCGCAUUAAAUAACAGAUGUGGAAGGAUGUGGCUAAUUUGAACACGGGACAAACUUAAACUGGAUUCAAUUUCAUUGGAAUGAUCAUUAACCAACUAUCAGUAUUUUUCUUAAAUCUUUUGGACUACUAUGAGCAAGUUAAUUAAAUCCAGUUGAAAUCUGCCUCAUCCUUCCAUAAAUCAAAGAUUUAAGUUAUUAUUUGACUUUUAAACAUUACCAACUAAAAUUUAACACCAGCCUUUAAAACAAUAUUUUUGACUUGAAAAUUAAACAAUUGAUUUUGAUAAUAUAAUGCAAUAAAGAUUUCAUUAAAAGCUUAUUUAACUAAAAAAAUUACUUUAUAGAAAAAUGUAAUUAAAGUAAAGUGUUGAGAGUUAACAACUCAACUAUUAGGGUAGUACGCCGUUCAAAGACUUGUGCUAUGUUAUGAUUUAUGUGUAAGUAAAUUAUGUAGCAGAAAAAUAAUGAUUUGGUCUAUAAAAAUUUGGUAAUAAUAACUUUUUAAUUUGGGGUUAAAUUGCACUAACAAUAAUAAUAUGGUGUAUCAUUUGCUUAUAAUAAAGACAAUUUCACGAAUACUGUUAGAACAAUACUUUUUUUGCACACUUAUGACUGAUCAACUAUAGAUUAAAUUAAAUAUGUAUUUGACAUAUGUGAAUUAUAGUUGAUUUACUAGAGUAUGUGAAUAUAAUUAGUAACCUCAGGUACAUCAGAGCUAUAGAAAUACUUCAAAUACUAACAGAAGAAACAACAUAAAAUUAAUUGAAAAAAGUGAGAACUACUUAAUAGAAAAAAUUAUAAAUUUUAAGUAUUUCUAAAAUUACAUACAGUACACAGACAAACAUAAAUUUGAAUAAAAACAAAAUAAAAGGUAUUAAAAAGUGUUAAAUCUAUAUCGCAGAACAAUGUUUACGCCUUUGCAAGAUGUACAUUUUUUUGCUGAAAUUUUGUGUGAGUUCACGGCUUCACGGAUAUGGCUGGAUGGUUGCACUUAAAAUGUAUUCAAC
Molecule: messenger RNA, 3984 nt
Organism: Adelges cooleyi (spruce gall adelgid)
Lineage: Eukaryota; Metazoa; Arthropoda; Insecta; Hemiptera; Adelgidae
Product: transcription initiation factor TFIID subunit 4-like
Exons: 11
Coding region: 19-2052 (677 amino acids)
Biological process (GO): DNA-templated transcription; transcription initiation at RNA polymerase II promoter
Cellular component (GO): transcription factor TFIID complex
Molecular function (GO): RNA polymerase II general transcription initiation factor activity; protein heterodimerization activity; DNA binding
Source: RefSeq, a predicted model, not a curated record